This is a messenger RNA of Cydia fagiglandana, 1078 nucleotides long. RefSeq lists its product as uncharacterized. The record is from RefSeq and is a predicted model, not a curated record. Lineage: Eukaryota; Metazoa; Arthropoda; Insecta; Lepidoptera; Tortricidae. Bases 163 to 531 code for a protein of 122 amino acids. The transcript is spliced from 5 exons.
UACUUCUACAGCGAACUGGCGUAGAGGAAACUGCGCGACGCGGACAACAGGCUGUUCGCGCACGCGCAGGAGCUGCUGGCCGAGGCGCGGCGCCACAACAGGCCCGACUACGCGCUGCGCAAGGCUCUCGAUCGCUACUGUUCGCUGUACCGCCUGCACCCGAUGCCGGAGCUUCCGAAGACGUUACAGUCGCACUUCCCUGACUACGGGCCCAAGGAUUCCUGCAUGGCAGACCCGGGGUAUAAGCCCGAGCCCCCACCGCAGCCCGAACCUGAUGAGGAGGCUCCGCCCCGGGCAGCUGGGGACCACAACAAUGUUGGCAAGAGAAGCGGCUUGCAGCCCGCUCUGAACGGUGACAAGGCGGGGCCGUCUGCGUCUGCCUCUGUCGAGGAGACAGUGGCGGACUAUAAGAGAGUCGGGCGCGCCAACGGUCUGCAGAGGACGCCUGCUGAGUGUGACCUAUUCAAGCUCCCCCCCAUCUCCGUGGUCCCCUGCCAAACGCCGAGCUGCCCUUGCCCGUUGAAGAAUUAAAUAAAACAAACAUAUACAAAAUAUUAAUUUAUUAUAGUGUUGUCACGUCUAGAGAGCUAUGGCACCGUGGCUGUGACUAGACACGUGGUGGUCCUGUUACUAUUACAUUAGUAGGGUUGUUCGGUAUUCCAUUCGGUAAGUGCUUACUAUAAACCUUAUUACAAUGCAUUAAGGCCCAUAGUUGGACAAUUAGACACUUUUAUAAGUUACAAAGACGUAUUAGACUCUUAAAAUCACAGAUACUGAAAAAAGAGAUGUUGCUUACAGGCCGCGUUAUAAUGUCUGCACUAUAAUUUCGAAAUCAUGAUACCAAAUUAUAAACAUGAAAAUAGGUCGUUAUUUUUUUUGCUUUGUGGUACAGUUUUGUAUACGAUUACGUAAACUAAUUUUUAUAUUUCGAAAUAACUUUUAUUGUUAAGUUAGUAAAAGUUGUCGAUGUAGCUUAUACCAGUGACCGUGCUACCGAAGUACACCAACUGUAAUUGUUCGUUGCGUCCAUACAAGACUAAAUUAAACUAGCUUACUAAAAUAAAUCUUUGGUCAUAUU